Pelecanus crispus (Dalmatian pelican) is the source of this 751-nucleotide messenger RNA. The record is from RefSeq and is a predicted model, not a curated record. Lineage: Eukaryota; Metazoa; Chordata; Aves; Pelecaniformes; Pelecanidae.
AAAAAAUGUAGAAGAUUUCACUGGACCUAGAGAACGAAGUGAUCUGGGAUUCGUCACAUUUGACAUUACGGCAGAUCUGCAGAGUAUAUUUGACUGGAAUGUUAAACAAUUGUUUCUAUAUUUGUCUGCAGAAUAUUCAACGAAAAACAAUGCUCUAAACCAGGUGGUCCUUUGGGACAAGAUCAUGUUGAGAGGAGAUAACCCAAGGCUGUUCUUAAAAGACAUGAAGUCAAAGUACUUUUUUUUUGAUGAUGGAAAUGGUCUCAAGGGAAACAGGAACGUCACUUUGACUCUCUCCUGGAAUGUUGUACCAAAUGCUGGCAUUCUACCUCUUGUAACAGGAUCAGGACAUGUGUCUGUACCUUUCCCAGAUACCUAUGAAACAACAAAAAGUUAUUAAAUUAUAAUGCUGAAUCCUAAGCAAGAUAUUUUUAUACUUGUAUAUUGUGAAUAAAUUUUAUUGCAGUUUCUUCUCACAUCCCUUGCAACCCUUUGGUGAAAGGUACUUAAUUUCCUCAGUUCUAACAGCAUAGGAAAAGGAAGUGAAAGUUCAGGGUGGUGGUUUUUUUGUUUUGUUGUUUUUGUUUUUUUUUUUUGAAAUAAAACAUUGAAGCUGAAACUUAAGGGAAAGGUAGAUUGCAGAGUAAUGGUUUUGGGGGGGAAACUGAGGAUUUUUUUUUUUUUUUUUUUUUCUUCUGGCCGUCUGGUUAUAGAUCUCUUUUUCUUUUAAAUAAACAUUUUUAAACCAGAA